UAGCAUCACACACUUUUGAGUAGAGCCACUUGGAUACGCAGUCGUCACGGUUUCAUCAGCAGCGCAAAGUCGCAAGCCAUAAGUCGGGAGUCGCCCAUUUACACCACCAGCGAAAUCUUAGUAGUGUUCCUUGAACAUUUGCGGUUGUCACAUCAGCUGGUCGAAGCCGACAUCGCCGCCGCCGCUGCAGUCACAGCUACAUAUUGACACAAUUGAGGAGUAGACGAAUUGUUUGUAAUUACUGUGCCAUAAAGAGUUGUUCGAUUUGAUUAGUAGGCCAAUUGUUGGUAAAUUGAGAAGAUUUAGCGGCGGUGUUAGAGUAAAGUAAGGUUUCACUGGAGCUUAAUAAAAAUAAUUAUAAAAGUGAAACAAUGUGAAAUAAUGAGAGAAAAAAUAACAGCUUUCAUCUAACGAGUUAGACAAGUCGUGCCUGGAAACCGCUAAAAUGUGGCUUCUAAAUAUAAACCACAAACAUAAUAAAAAUGCUAAAAAUUGGUAGAAUUGAAAAAAGAAACAAAAUAACCAAACUAAAAAAUGCAGUCUAAUAAUAAUGAUAAAAAAAACUACGCUCAGUGAGAGAACAUGCAAGUAAUGUUUAGAAAAUAUAGCUAAGCACUAAAAAAUCCGUUAUUAUAUUUAAUUGUUUGUGUGAAGCAGUCUACAUGUUUAUUUGAUGCGAUAAAAAGCAAUUUAAUCAUUGUUGUUUGUUUGUGAUGAUAGUUUUGUUUUUGUUUUGUUUUUAUGAGUGAUGUGUUUCAAAAAGUCAACCAUAAAGAUCGAGAGAUAUCAUGAUAACUGAGAGGUUACCCAACAAAAUGUAUACUCAUACUCGUAGCGCUUGAUUAUUCGAAAUUACCACUCUAGGCAUUAAAACAUCCAAGUGUACUCAGACUGUUAGUUACCAGUCAAGGGGUAAAAUAUUGACUAAUUACCAGUAUUCUUCACACUACUUCACACUUCAUACCACUGACAGAAAAGAACAAAAUGCCGACUGCUGUAUCAGAUCUCACACUGCCAACAGCAACACCUGCCGCCACAGCAACCACACCAUUUACAACAAUGACAACGCAGACUUUGCCAAAUGGCGAAGCCAUGCAAAUUCAAGACAUACAAAGAAGUGCAGAACAAAAUGACAAGAAUUUAAAGGAAGGCGACAGGCAACAAUUUAUUGUUAAAUAUCGACAACGUUUUUAUGAUAUAACGCGUUUCCUGAAAAAUCAUCCAGGUGGUAUAAAUACGCUGCGUGGUCUCAACAAUAGCGAUAUGACAACGCGUUUUCUGCACGCCCCACCGCACUCUGAUGCUGCUAUGUACCUGAUGAAAGAAUAUGAAAUAAAGCCCACACAAUUGCAAAAUGACACCAAGCGAAGGCAUCAUCAUCAGCUGCAUCAAAGGCAACAGCUACAACAAAGGGUGAAUGAUGAUCAUUUUGUGGAUAAUGAACAACAGCAACAGGUGUUUGAAGCGACCCCAGUAAAUGGUAUUGAACUGAUCGAUGACGUGUUACAAGAAGAUAGAAACAACAAUCAGCUGGAUGAGAGUAUGGAGCACCUGGUGGACUGGUCAAAAGCUAUGCUCCCACAAAUAUCACACAUUACACGCCAUUAUGAUGAAUGGGUGCACAAGCCGGUCGACAGGCCGUUACGCUUAUUUGGGCCAACUUAUAUAGAGAUGUUUACAAAAACACCCUGGUGGGUUAUACCACUCUUUUGGAUGCCCGUUAUUAGCAAAUGUCUUUGGGAUGAAUUCACACGUAAUUGGAGCUCUUCUAGCACAAGCACGCAAACGCUUUUGGUUGCCUACUUUGCAGCCGGUAUACUUCUCUGGACCUUACUUGAAUAUAUGCUUCAUCGAUUUUUGUUCCACAUGAAAAUAAACGCCAGCACCAAUCCAUGGCUGUGCACAUUUCAUUUCAUGAUUCACGGUCUACAUCACAAGGUACCUUUCGAUUCAAAGCGUCUUGUCUUUCCGCCACUGCCGGGCGUCGUUAUUGCCACUAUCUUAUAUACACCAAUCAGUUUUCUGUUGCCACAUCCACGUAUUGUAUUAGCCGGUGCGCUGUUCGGUUAUCUGUGCUACGAUCUGAUGCACUACUACCUCCACUAUGGUAAUCCUUCAUUCCAACACACACGCUUCAUGUACGAUAUGAAACGCUACCACUAUCAGCAUCAUUUCGCGCACCAGGAUAUGGGGUAUGGCAUAAGUAGUCCUUUUUGGGACAUCGUAUUCAAUACAAGGAUACACUUGCGUAAACUACGAUUUCCAUUGCGUUGGCGAUAAGUACUGUCAAAUAAUCACCUUAGGCCUUACACAUAAAUAUAUUUAAGAUGGAAUAAUUAAAAACAUAUUUAAAAGUAAGUUAUUAAAAUGUCACAUAGCAUCGGCUUAUGAACAAUGCUUUUGCUAUUAGUACUUUUUAUAUGUAAAACAUUACCAAAGAAGAAAACUGUACUGAGAAAUCAUUCCUGAAUAUGCACAUACGAGUACAUACGUGCAUAGUUGUAUGUAACUUUAGUAGACACAUUCAGGGGCUGUGUCUCGUGUAUGACGAUUUUACUAUCAGGGUGGAUUACAAUGAGUUGUUUUGAAAAUGUUAUUUCUAUUGUUUUGUUGUAUUUAUUUUAAAUUCUUCUAUUAUUACUUAGUUUUAAGCAUAAAAUAAAAAAUGUAUUUUCUGAUGGAAAAAUUUAUAAUUUUUUCGUACAAAUGAAAUAUAGCCAAAAAGUUGUAAAAGCAA
This is a messenger RNA of Anastrepha ludens (Mexican fruit fly), 2737 nucleotides long. RefSeq names its product fatty acid 2-hydroxylase (gene Fa2h). The coding region runs from base 985 to 2280 and encodes 431 amino acids. NCBI's taxonomy places the organism in Eukaryota, Metazoa, Arthropoda, Insecta, Diptera, Tephritidae. Gene Ontology annotation, cellular component: membrane; endoplasmic reticulum. The record is from RefSeq and is a predicted model, not a curated record. Gene Ontology annotation, molecular function: fatty acid 2-hydroxylase activity; iron ion binding; heme binding. Gene Ontology annotation, biological process: lipid biosynthetic process; fatty acid metabolic process. The transcript has 4 exons.